Messenger RNA from Lodderomyces orthopsilosis Co 90-125, 1248 nucleotides. RefSeq lists its product as uncharacterized. Bases 1 to 1248 code for a protein of 415 amino acids. Gene Ontology annotation, biological process: secondary metabolite biosynthetic process. Gene Ontology annotation, molecular function: FAD binding; monooxygenase activity. Lineage: Eukaryota; Fungi; Ascomycota; Pichiomycetes; Serinales; Debaryomycetaceae. The record is from RefSeq and is a predicted model, not a curated record. The transcript has a single exon.
AUGGUUUCCUUUAAUGUUAUUGCCUGCGGUGGUGGUUUAGGUGGUCUUGCUGCUGCCAUUGGUUUGAAGAGAAAGGGUCACAAAGUCACAGUCCUCGAAGCAUCUACUGCUCUUAAUGAAGUUGGUGCUGGUAUUCAAAUGCCACCAAACUCUGUUAAGAUUCUAAAAGAAUAUGGUAUCUUCGACAGGUUUGAAAAAUAUGUUACAAUACCAAAGAACAUUAUCUUAAGAAGAUAUGAUACUGGUGUUCCAUUAUUAACCACUCCGUUAGAUCCAGAUAUGACUAAUGCUUACGGUAACCCGUACUUAUUAAUUCACCGUGCCGAUUACCAAAGAUUAUUAUUUGAAGCCGCCCUUGAACCAGAUAUUGAAUACAAAACUGGUUGCAGAAUUCAAGAAGUUGAUCAAAAAACCGGUACUGUUAUUUUAGAAACCGGUGAAAAAUACUCUGCUGAUUUAGUUGUAGGUGCCGAUGGUAUCAAGUCUAGAGUUAGAGAUACUGCUGUUGUUCCAGAAGAAACUGUUCACCCAACUCCAUCUUCCAACUGUGCUUUCAGAGCUACUGUUCCAAAAGCAGAAAUGUUAUCUGAUCCAGCUAUUGCUCACUUUAUGACUGAUGUUAACUCCAACUGUUGGAUCGGUUACAGAAGACACGUUAUGGCUUACCCUAUCAGAAAUGGUGAAAUGUAUAACAUUGUUAUGUCCCAUCCGGGCCAAGCUUCUGUUGAUAAAUGGAACGAACCAGGUAACGUUGAAGAAAUGAAAAACCAUUACAAGAACUUUGACCCAGUUGUUUGUCAAUUAUUAACCCAUGUAAAGACCGUCUUGAAAUGGGUUUUGGCUGAUUUACCAAAAUUACCAAGAUGGGUUUCUCAAAGUGGCAAGGUUGCUUUAAUUGGUGAUGCUGCUCACGCUAUGUUACCAUACUUAGCCCAAGGAGCAGCUCAAGCUAUUGAAGAUGGUGCUACUUUAGCUGAAGAAUUAGAACACUGUGUUUCCACUGACGAUAUCCCAAGAGCUCUCCAACAAUACCAAAAGAAGAGAAAGAGAAGAGCCGAAACUAUUCAAGCUGGUGCUAGUAAGAAUGGUGGUGUCUGGCACUUACCAGAUGGUGAUGAACAAGAAGAAAGAGAUGCUUUGAUGAAGGCUGGGGACGGACACAACCCAGAUCAGUGGUCUGACAGAGAGUUCCAACAAUGGUUAUUCGGCUGGAAAGCUUUCACUAACACUUUUGAGUUUAAGUUAUAA